CUAUUCCCAAGUCGGCUCUCGGGCACCAGCAGCGGCCACCGCCGCCAUGUUGGGCUGAGGCGAUGACAGGAGGCGGCCGGGGCGUGUGGGAUUGAGAAGUGGAGGAGGAGGCGGAGAGUCAGGGCUCUGAGGGGGAGCUGUUCCCAAGCUAAGGGAGGAGCCCCCGGAAGACGCCGCGGAAGGCAGGCAGCGAGGCGGAGGCGGCCGGAGCCCAGACGCGAUGCGGCCCGACCGGCGCGGCUGCGCUGAGGCGCCCGCGGCCUGAGCCCCCCCGGCGCUGCGCUCGGUUCGGCUCGGCCCGGUUCGGCUCGGCUCGGCUCGGCGGCCGGCGAGGUCGAUGCCCUUGAGCGCGGCUGCGCGCAGCCCGGCUGUGCGGCCCCACGGCGCGCGCUGAGCUUCUCGGCGGCCCCGGCCGCUUUCAGCUCGGCGCUCGAUGUGUAGCCACAUAGUUAUCUGUACACUUCGUCGCCGGGGCUUUAAUGAGGACCUGAGUCGCGAGCGCGUGUGAAUCACCGCCUGGGCCGGGGAAAGAGGACGGCGCAUUUAACCCCCUCCCACCCCGCUCCAUGUCCGUGUGUCACUCGGCUCUGUCCACCUGGCGCGGCGGGUCCUGGAGCUGCUACUGCUGCUGAAGAUCGGCUCCCCUCGCGCCUCUCGCCCCAGAAGCUCUUGUGCUCCCACUUCCAGCACUUCUGCUCUUGCUUUUUGUUUUGUUUUCUGCGUAAACCUCUGGCCCACUCUCAAAAGGCAAGAUGUCCAGUCAUGUCCCGGCGGAUAUGAUUAAUUUGCGCCUCAUCUUGGUGAGUGGGAAGACAAAAGAGUUCCUCUUCUCCCCAAACGACUCUGCCUCUGACAUCGCAAAGCACGUGUAUGACAACUGGCCCAUGGACUGGGAAGAAGAGCAGGUCAGCAGCCCAAACAUUCUGCGACUCAUUUAUCAAGGCAGAUUUCUACAUGGAAAUGUCACCCUAGGAGCAUUAAAACUUCCUUUUGGCAAAACAACAGUGAUGCAUUUGGUGGCCAGAGAGACCCUGCCAGAGCCCAACUCACAAGGUCAGAGAAAUCGGGAGAAAACUGGUGAGAGCAACUGCUGUGUGAUCCUGUAGCGUCGCCCCCACAGGUGUGGCAGUUUGUUGGCACUGCGGGGACAGAGGAGACUCAGCAGCUUCCAACACCUGUAGGACAGUCGCCAGCACAUCCGUGGGACUGAAUCACUCAUGAACUCUGUCAUCUCCUCUCACAAAGUAAAAAGAACCAAGAACACUUUCAGUGUGGUCCUUUAUUCCUUAUAUCUGUGUGUGUGUUGAGCAGUCUGAAGUGCACAGUGGUCCCCAGGGGACGCAGCAAGUCUCUCUGCCAACACUGGUGGCCCUGCUGCCGCAGAGACUCCUCCCUCCGCAGAAGUCUGAAGGCAAGUGCUGCAAGUACAAUUUGCACUAAAACUAAUUAUUAUUUUCCUCAUCACAUAAUCUGCACAUGUCUGUGGCGCCCAGUUCUCCUGUGUGCAGUCCACCCUGGAGGACACCCAUCAUCGGUGGAGUUAAUCCCAGGCUGGUCAGCCAGGGGGAACAGGAAGGAAUCUUACAUGCUGGGUGACUUCUACCAAAGUCGGCCACAGUGGCUGUCCUCGCAGGAUAUCAAACUGGGCAAGACUGUUGUCACUGCAGCAAGUGAGAAGCCAUGCCUGCUGCUCCCAGCGCUCUGUAGAGGGUGCCCCUGCUGCCUGCCCACACCGAGGGGCGGCAGGAUGACCCAAGCCUUAAUGUGGAGGGGCCGUCACUGUGCAGAACUGGUGGGAAGCCUGAGUGGCAGGUAUCAGAAGAUCGGAAGCCUACGCCACUGUCACUCUUCGAACCGUGCCGGGUCGCACUCAUUCACUAGAGCAGAGGGAUCUUUUAUUAAAGUCUCCAGAUGCUAAUUUUGUUACUUUCUGUAGUUUGCAUUCGGAAUCAGUGCUUGCAAUUGUAUUAAAAUCACAAGCUGAGUUUUAAGGCAUACAUGAUCAAUAGCACCACUCUUAUUUUUACCAAUAAUUUAAAGAUUGAUAUGCUAUAAAUAAACAAUUUGCACAGCACUAAAGCAUGAGCUAAUUUCAUCUAAACCUGUAAAAAAAAAAAAAAAAGAUUUUAUAUUUUUUUUCACUGGGAAGAAAUCUUCCUGGAUGAAAUUACAAAUAUGUGUAGAUUAUAUUUAAUAAAAAAGACAUAAUAAAAUAUCUAACUGUAGAACACAAAUAUAGAUUGGCGUGUAGCAUUAUAGACCAGUAUUCCAUAUCAAUAACUUUAUCCAGCCUUCUGAAAGAUGAAGUUGCAGACUCCAUUGUGUUCUGUAUUUAACGAGGGCUCUUGGCCCUCUGCAGCAUCAAAUGUAAAUGGUCUCUAAGGUCAUCUUUGUUUAAAUGCAAUCAGGUUACUUUAUUCAUUGUUAAUGCUUUGAGGAAGAGGCUUUAUAUGCAGUAGAUCUACGAAAAUAUUGUUCAUACUGAUCAGAAUUAAAUUUGUAUAGAGCAGAGUUUUAAAAUGAAUGUAAAUAGCACUAAACCUUUUCUUUCUGCAGCCUGUCCUUAAUAGAUUUCUUCUGUAAACUAAAUAAAAAAAAAAAAAACUGUA
This is a messenger RNA of Mus caroli (Ryukyu mouse), 2609 nucleotides long. It is a transcript of the gene Ubl3, whose product is annotated as ubiquitin like 3. Lineage: Eukaryota; Metazoa; Chordata; Mammalia; Rodentia; Muridae. Gene Ontology annotation, molecular function: protein binding. The record is from RefSeq and is a predicted model, not a curated record.